CACUCACCGGAAGUGGCAUUGUUUUGUAGCUGGAAGCAGGCAACCCAAGCGACUGCAUCGUUGCAUUUUUCUUCUCCAUUAGUAUAUUUUCACCGGCAGCAAACUGAUUAAUCAACACUAGUCCACAAACAUGCCGACGGACACUUUGAAUCUGGAGUCUCAGCUUUUGUCCAUUAUGGACGUCCUGGUGAAAGCGGCGGUGUUGGAAAUAAGCCAGCUUUUCUCCGAGAGCUCGUCGUCCCUGCGGCUCCACCUCAGCCAGAGCCUGAGGGACAACGAGAACCUGAGGAUGAGGAUGAAGGUGAUGAGGAGCGAGCUCUUCUCCCUCCGACUGCAGACCAGGGCUAACCGACCGGCAAGUCGUUUUUCGGGCUUCCGAGCAAAUACACCCAAAGCCCGGAGCAAAACAACAGUCGUCUUAAAGCCACCUGCCGCCCAAGAAACUCCGUCCGCCUCUGUGCACCUGCAGGCCGAGACGUCCUCGCCUGACACUAAAGAGUGUGCCAUUGAAGAGAGUCCAGAUAUCAUCCUGAUCAAAGAUGAAGAUGACACUGGAGGAUGCGAGCCAAGUCAAAGUCAGGAUGACUGUACGCAAACACAGAACAUGGAGCCUGGAGGUUCUUCCUGUCAGACAGGAAGUAACGAGGAGCUGAGAAUCGUGAGUGUUCACGGACGAGGACAAGGGCCUCUUCAGGAUGAAAUUGACGCCCUUUUUGCUGCAACUGAUCAGCAGGUUUUUAGCACUCAGGACCUUACAGUCACUCAUGAUAGUUUCUUGAGUGUCCCCCCUGGUGCCGGCGAUCGAGGCACAAUGAGAGGGAUGCAGGAUGACAGCGUUGGAGCGUUGAGAAGCAGCCAGUUGGAAAGACUUCCUUCCUCUCAGGUGGCUAUAUUGAAAACGGCUGCUAAUACAGGACAUCCCAGUCACGGCAGCCACUUCCCACCGAAACCGAGCCCCGCCUCGCAGUCUCACGCUGUCAGCAAAUCACAGGACUGCAACUUCUGUGGCAAGCUCUUCCCCAGCCGCGAGGACAUGAUCAUGCACCGCGCCUCUCACACGGGGGAGUCGCCCGUCUCCUGCGCAAUGUGCGGCAAGUCGUUCGCCAACAAGACCACGCUGGGCAUCCACAUGCGCAUUCACACAGGAGAGAAGCCGUACGCGUGCUCACUGUGCGGGAAGCGCUUCACGCAGAACGGCAGCCUGAAGAUCCACCUGAGGACGCACUCCGGGGAGAAGCCCUAUUCCUGUUCUCAGUGCACGGCUAGCUUUAAUAACCCCAGCAACCUGCGUAGACACAUGAUAACGCACAACACUAAUGGGGUGAUCUGACCAUGACCAACUUUUUUUAUUUAUGUCUUUAUUUGUUUAAUGGUAGUUGAAACCUUUUUUUCUUGAGUGAAAAGUCCCAUAUUAUACUAUUUUUUGUUACACAAAACACAUUUUUAUAGUUUUACAUGCAGAAAACAAUUUAAAAUGCAUCAAAAUACAUAUAAAUGAUGAAGGAAAGUGGCAAAUGAACAUUUAAGCUUACUUUUACCUUCAUUGAAGACGUGAUUCUUGACGUGACUGAACAGGACGGUGGCGAUGGGUCGAUCUCGCUGCCACAUCGUGUCUUUGGGAACAGGCACGUGUUCAGUGAAGGUAAAGUUAACCUUGAAUGUUCAUUCAUCCCUUUCAUUCCUCAUUUAUGUGCAUUUAGAAUGGUUCUAUGCAUGUAAAACUAUAAAAACAUGUUUUGCGUUAACACUGUUGAGCGUCAACCGCUGAUGACAUCAUAGACGGGCUUCCGGUUCCGCUUGCCAUUUUGUUAGCUAGCUAAUGGGAUGCUAACAAGGAAGGACGUUUUGUGAUUUAAAACAAAAACAAAAAAACAUUAAGAACACAGUUGGACUCACGCAGCGAAUUAACAUCUCAACGAGACGCGCGCCCUAUUGUAUGACAACCGAAGAAUGUACGCAAACCGAGGAAAAAUUGUGUCGUUAACUGAAAGACAUGCUAACCGGGGCAGACACUAACCAAGGUUCCACUGUAAUACAUUUUCGUCACAUUUGGUGUGUAGGGACACAUAUCACUGUUAGAAUAUCAUUAAAAGGCCGUUUUGAGUAAUUGGGGGACCUUUAACUAUACACAGUGUUGACGUUUUGGACAAAUUGAGUUGAGACCAAACAUGAUAUGAGGAUCAAAACCAUCAGCAAUAGCAAAUAAAGCCUUAACUUGUGUUCUGCUCCGAUUCAACAAUAUGGGAUCCUGUGAGGUCAUGGUACCUACGUGGCUUUAGUCGUUAGCCUUACCCCGAAUAUGAUGGAAUUUGGAAUGUUUUUCUGUUAACAUAUUCACAACUUUGACAAUUCUCAAUCACUGGUGCUUCGCCCUUUACACUCGCUUAAAGGGGACCUAUUAUACUAAUUUUCAGGCCUUUGUAUUGAGUUCUGGACUCCUGUAGAGCAGCAACACACGAUAACCCGCACAGAACGCUUUCUAGAUCUUCCAGACUCUGCACCUCUUCCUGCAGUGAUCCUGCCUCCCGCCCAAAUGGUCUGUGUAAUUUACUCCAUCCCGGCCCUCCUCCAGGCACGCGUCCCGCCGAGCCCACUCCGCUGUGAUUGGUCACACUCCCUCCGCUUGCUGUAUGCACACUCUUUAAUGCUACAGAGACAACCACUUUUGUCCCAUUACUUGAAGAAAAUAAACACAGUUAGAACACUGAUCAAUUAUUUACAGCUUGCUCUUCUGACUCUUCGACACGGCCAAGUCACGUCGGAAAGGCGUCGGACUUCAGUAUGGCAGCUUCGUAUUGGCCCAUGUUCACAAAACAGUCCCGUGUGAAGUGCCGUUGACAGAUGAGCAUAUUUUUCUCUCGCUGGCUGGGAAUCAGCAACUCCAACCACUUCUGCCUGAUGCUCGCCUCUUUAGGCGCACCCCAACCAACAUUUCCUGGGAGCCAUUGCUCGACGUGCUAACACGGUGAACAGAGUAAAGCAGAGCAGGGUGAGGGCAGGCCUACAGCUUGUGCCUGGGCACGCCCAUAUAAGAAAGUCCGGGUUGCAUUGACGUCAGUGGACAGCAGAGCUGUCCAAAACUGCUUUCAGGACUCACUUGCAGAUGCGCAAACCUCAUUAUCUGACGCGUCGGCAUCGUUUAACACAAGAAUACAACAUUGUAAGAACAUAUAUAGGUCAGAAACAAGGAAAAGCAUAAUAGGUCCCCUUUAAAUACAACACAGCCUCAAAUAGUUCACAUACUUUGGCAAAUAGUGGCCAUUCCUCGAAUUAUUUCCAUGUUCACAGAUGUCUUUCACUGUUUCUUUGGGUAAUUAACUGCUGGACCCAACUGAACUCUGUUGCUUACCAAAACAGCAGCACCCAUUGAGUCAUGAGUCGCUUCCAGAUGUAUUAUGUCCUGUCUUAAAGGAUCUUGCUGUUUUCCAGCGGUUGGCGGUCAAGUAGGCGUUCAUGAUUAUGUUUCGGUUAGUUACAUUUCUCUGCAUUUCUCAUCAUUUUUGUCUUGUUGAAACCCGAGUUUCACUUGACAUUGCAUUUUAAACAAGCAGGCUAUGGCUAUCUACAUUUAAUAUUGUAUAUUAUUGUAAAUAUAAAGGUCUCCCACCAUCUGCAGCUGAGUAAACACACUACUUCCAGUCACUGAGGAAAUGAGGAAAUAUGCUAGUUUGGCAUUUGUUUAUAUGAUGGGGAGAUACCCUUCUCAAGAUAUUUCUCCCUGAUAAUCCGCAGUAUGAUCAAAAAGAGAUUUCAGCCAACGUCCCUGUCAAAAGUAUUGGAUGUCAAAUGAAUUUGGUUAUUUUACACAAGGUCAGAGAUGUGAUAAGGUUGUAAUUAGUACUUUAUAUAGUAAUGUUUCACACUGAUGUUGGAUUAUAGCGUUUCUCUAAUUCUUUUUGCAGAAUUUUAAACGGAAAGGAAAUGUGAACAUUUGACCUGUUGAGCUGCAUAUCUGCUACAAUGCUGCUCACUGAAUGAUUAGACAUCACAGUGUUUAACCUACCGCCAUUGUUGUUGACGUCUUUACUUUUUAAAGUUGUAAUACAACUUUCUGCCGCUUUGUUGUCUUACUGUGAAUAAAUAUAGAG
This is a messenger RNA of Dunckerocampus dactyliophorus (ringed pipefish), 4088 nucleotides long. Its product is annotated as gastrula zinc finger protein XlCGF53.1-like. NCBI's taxonomy places the organism in Eukaryota, Metazoa, Chordata, Actinopteri, Syngnathiformes, Syngnathidae. Bases 131 to 1330 code for a protein of 399 amino acids. Gene Ontology annotation, molecular function: RNA polymerase II cis-regulatory region sequence-specific DNA binding; DNA-binding transcription factor activity. Gene Ontology annotation, biological process: regulation of transcription by RNA polymerase II. The transcript has 4 exons. The record is from RefSeq and is a predicted model, not a curated record.